This is a messenger RNA of Danio rerio (zebrafish), 954 nucleotides long. It is a transcript of the gene arhgef49, whose product is annotated as Rho guanine nucleotide exchange factor 49. Gene Ontology annotation, molecular function: guanyl-nucleotide exchange factor activity. Gene Ontology annotation, cellular component: cytoplasm. The record is from RefSeq and is marked predicted. Lineage: Eukaryota; Metazoa; Chordata; Actinopteri; Cypriniformes; Danionidae.
CAGGGUGAUGAGGACCUGCAGGCUGUGUGUAUUGGAGAAAUCUUCCUGGAGUUUGUCAACAUGCUUCCAGCAUUUCAGACUUACUGCUUGCAGCAGUCCACAUCUGUCAACAUGCUCAACACUCUGGAGAAGGAAAAGGAGCUGCUUAGAAUAUUUCUCGAUGUCUCCCAGAAUGACAACACCGCACUCAGACGCAUGAACCUGCGCUCCUUCCUCAUGGCGCCGCUUCAGCGCGUGACCAAAUACCCACUGCUGCUAAGCCGCAUCAGCAAGGCCACCAACGAAUGUCACCCAGAUUACCCUCGCUUGAAAGAAGCUAAGAGCCGUGUGGAGUCCCAUCUGGAGCACAUCAACAUGAAGACCAAACAAGAAGGGACUGCCACGUGGUCCUUGCGCUCCUUCCGACGCGACAGCCGUAAGAACCGAGAGGUCAUCAACAUCGAGAUGAGGGAGCUGUCGAUGAAGAUGGUGGGCUGGGCCCGAGAAAGCACCCGCUUCAUCAUGGAGGGGCCGCUCCAGCUAGCACAGCCCGCCGAUGGACAGUGGCUGAAGAAGGGAAGCAAAUCCCUCAAAUUCCAGAACGUUCAAAGCUUACUUAUGGUUCGCACUCUCCGUGCUACAGACGCAGUUCCUGACGGGAGUUUGGAGUCUUCGGAGGCGGUGCAGGACGGCGUGCUGGUGCUCAUCAAGGACAAAAGCAGUGGCAAGUUCACUGUGUUACGGGAACCCAUCCGUCUGGCUAACUGCGUGGUGUCCGUGGACCCAGACUGUGAAGAUACCUUUGAAGUGCUGGACAUCCGACGCGAGGCCUUCGUUUUCCGUGCCUCUGACAAACCACGCACUCAGCAGUGGUUUCGACAGGUUAAGAGAUACGUUUGUGAUCUAGGAUCCUGGAGAAAACGACGCAACGCUCUUCCUAAUAUCAUGAUUAACACCUCUCAGAGCCGGUCCUGA